ACCAUUUGGCGACGUGUACCCGGUGAGUGGAAGUGUUCAGGUAUCUCACCUCUGCCUGGCGAAACGCUGCCAUUGAAACCUUUAAAGCCUUAACGGAGCGAAACCAUGGGAGGUGCGCAGAGUGUGGAGAUACCGGGAGGAGGCUCCGAGGGCUACCACGUCCUCCGGGUUCAGGAGAACUCGCCCGGACACCGAGCGGGACUGGAGCCUUUCUUUGACUUUAUCGUCUCCAUCAACAACACCAGACUGAACAAGGACAAUGACACCUUGAAAGACUUGCUGAAAGCUAGUGUGGAAAAACCAGUUAAGAUGCUGGUUUAUUCCUCAAAGACCCUGGAGCUGAGGGAGUCUACUGUCACCCCGAGCAACCUGUGGGGGGGGCAGGGCUUGCUCGGCGUCUCCAUUCGUUUCUGCAGCUUUGAAGGAGCCAAUGAGAAUGUUUGGCAUGUGCUGGAAGUGGAGCCUAAUUCCCCAGCAGCCCUUGCUGGCUUGCGGCCGCACACGGACUACAUCAUUGGAGCCGACACUGUUAUGAACGAGUCAGAGGACCUCUUCUCUCUGAUAGAGAGCCACGAAGGGAAAGGCCUGAAGCUCUACGUGUACAACACAGACACAGAUAACUGCAGAGAAGUGAUCAUCACACCCAACAGUGCCUGGGGAGGAGAGGGCAGCCUUGGAUGUGGGAUUGGCUAUGGAUACCUCCACAGGAUCCCCACCAGGCCUUUCGAGGAGGGGAAGAAGAUCAGCUUCCCUGGAAACUCUCCCAGUGAGCCCGUCAGUCCGCUGAAGGAUGGAUUCACUGAGGUUCAGCUGUCAGCAGUGACCCCUCCUCCUACCGCACCUGCACCUACUGGCCUUGAAGAUUCACUGUCAGGCCUGUCGAUCGGCACAGCACCGCUCACCGUGCCCAGUGAGCUUCAGACAGGUUUGCCCACAGUCCCUCUGCUCCCUUCCUCCACCAAUCCCGCCCUCAGCCCUCUCACUCCACUGAAUCCUGCCACCACUGGCUUCAACCCCGCCACCACGCUACCAGGUCUGAUGCCCCUCCCAGGUGGCUUACCUCCGCUCCCUAACUUGCCCAACCUCAACCUGCCACUCCCAGAUCUCAGCGCAGUGUCACAACCAGGCACCUUACCAAUCGGAGCUGGAGUCCCAUCUCUGGCCGCUCUCCCACCUCUCAACAUCCCAGGUCUAGCCCCCUUACCCCCACUCCCCACCAUGCUGCCCUCCCAGCUGCCACCACUCCUCCCACAGGGAGUGGUCCCCAUCCUGCCCACCUCCGCUGCUGCUCCUCCAGCCUCGGUCACAGUCACAGCAGCGCCUGUGAUCGAGCCCGCCGCCCCUGCCCCCGAGCCCACAGUCCCCACAGAAGCGGCCUCCACGAACGCCACGGAAUCACCGGCCCCCACGGAAACAACACUAACGUCGUAACCUGGGAGAAAAAUGUCUCGCUUGCCAUCAAACCAAAACACACACCCGGUUUCUCUCUUUACUCCCAGUCUGUCUUUCUCUGUGUUUUUCUAUUUAUUUGGCCAAGAGGGACAGGCAGACACCAGUUCAGAUACAGAGGUCGGCCGUGCUCCAGGUGUAGGUGGGGAAACUCGUGUGGAGCAAUGAAGGAUGAAAGGAUAUGAAGAAUGGGAGGACUUACCAACGUUACCAGAUUGUCACAGAGCCUGUCCAAGCCACUGUACGAGGAGGACGAGGGCUACUCUUCGGUUUGUAGUUCGCUUCGCACUUCUGCUGUUACAACAGAGCAAUGAGAACUUUCUUAGGACUUUCCCCUUUCUGAUCUGGCAAUCCUCUGUUUCACACUUAUUUUUUAUAUAAACAGCGUAUAUAAAUGGGGCUGGACGAUAAAUCGAAUUUACUGAACUACAUCAUGAAUCCUUUAUAAACUGGAAGUCCCACCAUUAAACAGCUCUGAGUCCAGUGGUCAUUGAACUGGUCAUACUGUAAUAAAUCAUAAUGAUAUCAGAAGCGGACCGAGAGAGGAAACAUCAUGCGCUGCUGUAUUAAAACACGUCAAUGAUAAUAAAGGUAAAUAUGAACUAUCAUCCAGCCCUAACAUGUAACCAUUUAUUAUUAGUUUAAUAGACCCAGUGACCAAUAGAUUAAUUUGAAUGACAUGUAUUAAUUUUUGUUGAAAUUGCUGUAUGAGUGUCUCCACCCCAAUGAAUGAAUCUGCAUUAUUUUGCACCACCUUUGUGUUUUGAAAUUAAUAGUUUGUCCCUUUUGUAUGUCUCCACGUAUAUCCACAACUCGACAGUAUCCGUCUCUACCACACAGGGAUGGUGACAGCCUGAAGGCCGCGCCAGAGGGGACACAGGUUUACGGUUACUACUGAGUAGAGUGUCUGCUGUCGGGUGAUCAGUAGGUAGGGUGAAACAUUGGUGCAGGGGUAUUAGUUACACUGUACAUCUCCUUCUGGUGGGCCAAAGCGAAUGGGUAGGCAGCGUUGCAGUGAUGCAGUAGAACCACAGGGUGUCACUGUAACACAGCUUUCUGAAAACAUCUACACUGUGCACAGUGUGAGCAAUAAAGCCAAAUUAAUUUUA
Molecule: messenger RNA, 2558 nt
Organism: Epinephelus fuscoguttatus (brown-marbled grouper)
Lineage: Eukaryota; Metazoa; Chordata; Actinopteri; Perciformes; Serranidae
Gene: gorasp2
Product: golgi reassembly stacking protein 2
Exons: 10
Coding region: 106-1431 (441 amino acids)
Biological process (GO): Golgi organization
Cellular component (GO): Golgi apparatus
Molecular function (GO): protein binding
Source: RefSeq, a predicted model, not a curated record